Messenger RNA from Cotesia glomerata, 3918 nucleotides. Its product is annotated as mucin-17-like. The record is from RefSeq and is a predicted model, not a curated record. Lineage: Eukaryota; Metazoa; Arthropoda; Insecta; Hymenoptera; Braconidae. Gene Ontology annotation, biological process: chitin catabolic process; carbohydrate metabolic process. Gene Ontology annotation, molecular function: chitin binding; chitinase activity. Gene Ontology annotation, cellular component: extracellular region.
GUAUGAAAAUGAUGUAGAUGUUAGAGACGAGGCUGCGGAAAAAGAAGCGAAAUUUUCACAAGAAAAUUCAGACAAAACUGAAAAUGAAAGCUUCUCUCGCCAGAGACCAGUUAUUUCAUCAUCAAAUGACGAAACAGAAAAAGAGACAGUGGUCCCAAAAAAUAGGUAUACUAACACUCAACGAUUCAGAAGUACCACUUUAAGAACAGAUGAAUCAACAGCUUUCACCGAGAGCAUUAAACCCAGUGAAAAAACUACAACGGAGAUUGUAAACCCGACAACUCCGGCAAUUAAUCAAGAAGGAAUAGAACUAAUUUCAGAAACAUUAGCUUUUUCCACGUUACCUGUCUCUACAAUUGAGUUUUCAUCGACACCAGUUGCUGAGACAAGCAAACAACCAUCAACAGCUACAGAAGUAAUAUCAGGAUCAAAAGCAACAAUCAGCACCACUCAUUUGCCUCUUGCAGAAUCAACAGUUGAAGAGGUGGAAAAUUUGGUCACUGAAAUUCCAAUCACAACUCAGCCGACAACCAGAGCCACUCAACCAUCCCGCACAACGGCUGUGUCACAACCACGACCCUUCGGCUUCCCAAGACGCGGACGGCCGACGACUACUACAGCAUCACCGACGGUCGCUUCAUCGACAGACCAAUCUAGAGUUAAGGUGAGUACUAGACCGACGAGAAACUUUGCGAGAACAAGAACAAGGUCGAGACCAAACGAGUUGACCAUCGAAAAUCAAAAUCAUCUUGAUGCCGAAGUUUCUGAUGAUAAUGUGAGUGAAAAUGUCAAGCCCAAACCGGUGAGCAGCAGUAGAUCGAGAUUCGUAAUACGGCGAGGAGGCUCUCGAUUUUCUACCCAGCCGCCAAAUGUCUCCGAAUCGCCAAGUUCUAACGAAUUUUCGGCGCGAAGACGAACCAGGCCCACUACGACUACGACUACGACUCCAGCAGUUUCUGAAUCGACGCCCGCUGAGAGCAGACCAACUAGUCAGCGCAGACGAGGAAGACCUACCACUCCCAUUCCUGAUUCUACUACUCAGAGCAAUAAUAACCGAAGACGACGACCGACUACUCCAGUCACAGACAGUCCAAUCUUUAGAAUAGUGCCCCAGAGUGUCCAAGAGCCAGUUUUAAAUUACUCCAGGUUGGGAUCAAACACCAAUGAAGGCUCUGAAAAAAUAACAAAUCUUAAAAUCUUGAAACUUGCCGACUAUCAAAACGACUCUCUGAAUGCCAUUGAAUUUACUACGCCUGAAAAUGAAACUUCAAAACAGGAUCUCGACUCAGCAACCGAAUCGACGACAUUAAUAACUUCUCCCGACCCUUUCACUAAGUACACGACCGCAGACUAUUCAACUCAGACAACGGUAGAUGCCGAGGAAAGUGAAGGUGAACAGAAACAAACAAAGAAAAAGGUGCUGCUGAGAAAGCGACCGGUUUCGGACGGUAAUUCCUCUGAAGAUAUUCUCAAACGACGGCGCAAAAUAAUAAGGCGCUUAGGACCUGUUUCUGAGGAAGAAAAUCUGACAACCACUUCUGGGAGCUACGUUGAAAACAACGAAGUUAUUACAACUACAGAGUCUUUUACUUUGAAUGAUCAAGAGAAUUCAACGGUUGAAGCUACUACAGUCGCUAUGGAUACACAGUACACUACAACAGAUAUGGAAACCACGACUGUUAUUUCUUCUGAAGAAAACACCACAUUGAUCAGCAAUGAAAUUGAUGCGGAAACAACUACCGUCAGUUCUAUGACAACUGAUGAUUAUUCGGAAAUUACGACGGUAGUUACUACAACAGUCGCGCCUUCUACAACUGAAAAAGCAAACACUAGAUUUGUAAGAAGAAAAUUCGUUCGCAAGCGACCUGUAGAUUAUUCCGCACCAUCUACUACGCCAAUUAGACGAUUUGGUUUUCCUAAAAGUACAACAGAAGUGCCUACUUCUAGCUUCGCUCCCUCGAAACGUCGGAAGAAUUUGUUUGUUCGCAGACGACCCCUUCCCUCAUCGACAUCCUCUAGUACUGAGUCGUUUGAAAACGACGAAGAUAACAAAUUCAACACAGUGACAGACGUUAAGACUUCUUCGAUCAGUCCGGCUCAAGAUCUUCCAACUCUCAAGAAUUUAAUCAAUCAUGAAUUACUAAGUCAAAGCGUUGAUCAUGUUUAUGAUGGUGAUGAUGAUGUUGAUGAAGAAAUAGUUAAUUCUGAUAGUUAUGAGACAGAUAGUGAUCAUUUUCAGGGCAUUCCAGUUUCUGUCAGAAUACUCAGUGACGAAAAUAGUCAGGAACUUGCUGAUCAACUAGCUGUCCUUCAUCUCCCGCAGAGUAUUUUAAAUUCUUUGGUUUCCCACAGUAAUAUCCUGAGAAUUCAAGUGGUCAAUCAGCCGCAAGAAGACGAAAAUAAUGAUAUUGACAAGGACAAUCUUACAACUACAACUAGUUUUACAGAUUCAACUUUGACCACUGAAACGCCAACUACAAUCCAAGAAAAUCCUUCGAGUGUACGAGGGUUCUUCAUCACCAAAAGUCUCAAUACAUCUCAAUCAACUACGCCAUCAAGUGACUCUUCAGAGCCAUCAACUGUUCUAUCAAGCACCCAGUCGACUGAUUCACCAGAAUCGACGACUGAUUCUUCAAACUUAUCAACUCAAUCUACCAUUUCUGUAGAACUUUCUCUGUCUACUUCAUCCACUAGUGAUUUUAGUGAAACAACUUCAGAAAUAGAAGUUAAUUCUUCGACAAUUAGUCCUGUAGAUGCAACAGUUAAUAACACAACCUCGGAAAUAGUUAGUACAACAGUAGCAAUUAACGAAGUAACAACUCUACCUCCGACCACUGAGCACACGACGAUUUCUUCUGAAACUGAAAGAGCUCUGAAAUCAAUAAAACAGAUAACAGUUCGUCGCCGUCGAGUGGAUGAAUCAAUAGCUGAUCCUUCUAGGCAAGAUCGUCAGUUUGAUUCUCAAGAAAGUAAAAUCACAGCAGCGCCAGAUGCGUCGCAGAACAACUGGAAGAAAAGGGUGAUCCGAAAACGGCCUAGGUCUUUGCUGGUCGAGGACCAGAGUCUCUCGGAAAGCCAAUUUCAGGACACUGUGGUCACGGGCAAGUCGGUGGUCCCUCCGACAAAUACUGAUGACAAGCUCAAUAAGACUGGGAAGUUACUCACCGUUGGAGAGGCCAAUCCGGUGCGCAGUUCAAGUAACUUUUUAAGGAAGCCUGGAACGCGGCUAGAAGUUCAAAACCGGCUUAAAAAUUCCAGAAAUAAAACUCAAGAUGGAACAAACUCGGAAAGAAGAUAUUCCAGUAAAGUCAAGUCAGAUUACGACCAAAGUAGUCGUGCGCAAGAGCUUGAAGUAUUGGUAGCAGACCCACCGACAGAAACUUCUUCACCUCGACUAGGUAAUGAAAAAAUAGCUUCGAGGUUGAGAGAUGUGAGAGAUAGCGUCGACGAAGACGCUACUGAGCCGUCAAUAUUCACCACGGCCAGAACUACUACGCCAGCUAGGCGGAGACAAAAGCCCAAGAGUGAAAGACCCGUAAAGACGACGACACAGCGGCCGAGACAUCCGGCGAUCAUUGACUACGACUACUACGUCGACGAGGAAGUCCGUCUGUCAAUAGGUCCCGAGCUCCGGGACAAAAUUUACGUGACAGCCCGCGGGACUAUUGGUUGUCUAGACCAAGGAACUUUCGCACAUCCCACAUCGUGCAAAAAAUUCAUCACCUGUGCCAAGAUGGUUGGUGGCCAGGUCAUCGCUACGGAGUACACCUGCCCGAAGAAACUGUCUUUUGAUCCGGUCGGUGGCAUUUGCAACUGGUCCGCUGGUCUUGGUUGCAACGAAUCUACAUAAUUUUUUUUCAUUUAUUACUUAUGAUAAUAAUUUUUAUAAUAAAGUAAUUACUUACGAUAUAGAUAAAA